Molecule: messenger RNA, 519 nt
Organism: Papaver somniferum (opium poppy)
Lineage: Eukaryota; Viridiplantae; Streptophyta; Magnoliopsida; Ranunculales; Papaveraceae
Product: bidirectional sugar transporter SWEET5-like
Exons: 2
Coding region: 1-519 (172 amino acids)
Cellular component (GO): membrane
Source: RefSeq, a predicted model, not a curated record
AUGUCGAUUAGACCUAAUGUGCUCCGCUCUCUAAUUGGGAUUCUCGGAGAUAUGUGUGCGUUAGCUUUGUUUGUUUCUCAUAUACCUACUUCAUAUUGCGAAAAGCUUGUCAAGAGAAAAAGAAAAGCAACGGAUGAAUCUGAUGAGAAUUCAUGGAGUUGCACUUCUUCCCACUUAGUUUCGUUAUUCCGUUUCGCACUUUGGAUUCUGUAUGGUUUACCAUUCAUUACCAAUGGAAGUUAUCUGUUCGUCAUAAGCAUGGCAACUGGUGGUUUCCUUAUGGAACUCACUUACAUCAUCGUAUAUCUCGUCUACGCUGACAAGAAACAGAGAUUUUAUGUGUAUAUAGUUUUGAUGGGUGAAAUUAUUGCAUACGCUGGUUUUGUGAUUGGUCUCCCCGUCGGUGGUCUCCCACAAGCUUUUAUUGCAGUUUGGAAGAAAAUCAUCCCUUUGUUUUCUGGAAGGCAAUGGGUGUUGCCUGCUACGUGCAUUUACCUCUUUAGUGGAAGAAUCGAAUAA